Molecule: messenger RNA, 645 nt
Organism: Lithohypha guttulata
Lineage: Eukaryota; Fungi; Ascomycota; Eurotiomycetes; Chaetothyriales; Trichomeriaceae
Exons: 2
Coding region: 1-645 (214 amino acids)
Biological process (GO): translational termination
Cellular component (GO): mitochondrion
Molecular function (GO): translation release factor activity
Source: RefSeq, a predicted model, not a curated record
AUGCUUGUGUUGCCCAGAGGCAAGGAGAACAAUCUGAUUGGUAGAAUUACAGUAUACCAGACACAGGAUCUGGACCUCAACCUCAGCAGAGGUGCAUCAAGAGAUGGAACAGGAGCCAUCUUCCGGAAGAACCAACGCCCUGUUGAGAAGUGUGAAGAGGCUGCUCAGGGGACUCUUCGCAAGAAAGACACGCUCCCACCACGUCCCAAAGUCGCUGAAGAAGACACCACAAAGCGCUACCUCAAAGGCUCUGGCCCAGGCGGUCAAAAGAUCAACAAGACCUCUUCCGCCGUACAACUCACGCACCUUCCUACAGGGAUCGUGGUCAAGAGCCAGGCGACGAGAUCAAGGAUACAGAAUGAGAGUAUUGCGCGCCGACUGCUAGCGGAGAAAGUUGAGGUGUUGGAGAAAGGAAGUGAGAGUCGUGUUGAGAAGAAGAGGGAGAAGGUCAGUAAGAAGAGGAGGAGUGCUGAGAAGAAGAAGAGGAGAAAGUAUAGGAAACUGGAGGAGGGGAAGGGACAGUCAGGACAGGGAGAUAAGGAGGAAGGCGAAGAGGAUGAGGAUUUUGAGGAUGAUGAGGGAUGUGAUGAUGCGGUCAUCGUCGAUGCUGGGGACAAGACUGUUCAGGCGAAGUCUGAAAGCUGA